AUCAACAAAGAUGCCCCAUCAACAAGUUGAUAUUGAUGGUUUCAAAACAGCCUGUAAGUAGCAUGUGUGAGGUUCCACGGACGCAAUUCGGGGUCGAAGACAAGAUAGCCGAUCAAGUUCUCCAGGGAUUGUGACGAGUUCAUGUGUAUCAGAUGAUACUACCAGGACAAUUUGCCAGCUCGAGCACCGCUUGAACGAGGCUUUGACGACCAUAAAGAGGAAGUUCAGUCUGUGUUCCCUGCCCUACUAACGUUAGAUCUAACAGGCUGUCCCACGCCGUGUCGCUCGAUCCCUCGCAAUAAUAUUAUACCCCUUCUUAAACACACGUUCCGUCUUCCAUUCAGCACACGAUCCGCGUCAGUCUGUAUUUCAAGCAACCCAAAAAAAAAAUAUGAGUAACACACUCUUUGCUGCUCCUUUCAUGCCCCCACCACGUCCAAGCACCGCCACAACAAUGGCCCUCGACUCAAGCAGUGGCAGGCGUGUUCCUCGAAACAAGGACUUUCUCAAUAAGCAUGGCCAUCGCCAUCAUUCUUAUGACCCAGAGAAAGCUCCUUAUCCUCUGAGUUAUGAUAGACAAGUCCUCGAAUUGGAGAAUAUGGACCACAGCUUCGUUAUGCAUGUCAAGAAAUCUGUUUCAGUCGUCGAGUUCCCAAAUCACAUCUCUCCGAAACGCUCUCUCGAUCUUGGUUGUGGCGGGGGGACGUGGAUACUUGACGCUGCGAAGGAAUGGCCCGACUGCGAAUUCGUCGGGUUUGACCUUAUGGAUGUACAAGUCCCGUCAUCAUUUCUGGAGCCAGAUGUUGCGCGUCGCGUCUCGUGGGUACAUGGGAACUUUCUGACGACGAAACUCCCGUUUGACGAUGACGAAUUCGAUCAUGUUCACAUGCACGGCUUAGGCCGGGGCAUCCCUGAGAAUAAGUGGGGUAUUCUCUUCGAAGAAGUGAACCGUGUCCUACGACCAGGUGGGGUUGUUGAAGUCCUCGAACAUGAUAUCUUAUUCCCUACGCUACCAACCUGGUUUACGGCACCUUUGCGAGCUCGUAAUAAGCGCUCAGAUUCUGUACACUAUCCCAACGGCUCACAUCACCGCAUUGACAAACCGUCCUCGUCACAACCAGACAUCCCACCCUUGCCUCAUGACCACGCACUACUCGAAAGCUUGUAUUAUGCUGUAUUUGAGAACCGAUUUAUCAACUUACGACCAACAGCUAUUCUCCCAAUAUAUUUCACCUCGAAUUUCCGCCGAGUAAUAUCUGCGCCCAUUGUCCAUUUCCGCAUGCCUGCACUACCCCCUUUACAAGCAUUACCGCAACCGUUGCCACCAAAUGCGCUUCUCAUGGAAGCUUCGUUAUCCUCGGAUAAAUCAGAGACCACCUCACAACCUCAAUUGCCUCCCACGCCCCGCCCCCUCGCCGUUUCGUUCUCGUCUACCCACUCCUCCGCCACGAGCAAAUCAGCAUCAUCAGGAGAAUCCUCGUUAUUCAGUAGUAUAGAUGGUUCUAUGCUCUCAUACCCGACGACGAGUCCUGCAGAUUGCUCACCGCAAUCACCAUCCCUCUCGUGCGACACAGCUAACACCUUGAACUCUGAAAUAGAAACACCCCAUGUCGUCAAAAAACCGAUUUAUACUGUUGAUUGUUCGGCGGCCGAGAGUACAUCUCUGGGCGUUGCACCUUCACACUCCCUGAUUCCUCUCGAUGAGAUCGACAAGCUUAGCGAACGUUCGCUCGCUAUGCAAUUAUACUGGUCGUAUCAGAGUGUACUGGCGUGCCAAGAGGCUAUGUACGAGGAACUAUUGGAUCGCACGAGGAACCGAACAGGGCAAUUGGCAGAGUGUGGGUGGGACACCGAUCAGGAGCUGUCCGAACUCGAGAGCCGGACAAAGUUCGAGAUACUGGUAGACCGUUAUAAGCGCGAUAUGCAGGCACGAAUAUCUUUGUGGUGCUCACUUGCUGAGCUGGGGUGGUCUGUCCCUCCACGGGAGGCAAUGUCGAAGGCAGAGCUUGUGGAGGAGGAGAGACUUUACCGGGCUAUGCUAGAAGCGCGACGGUUUGCCCCUGAGGAAGACCUGUACACACCUUGUCGGUCUGUGCGAAUAUUCGUGGGUUACAAGGACGUAUAGUGAUUUCAUUGUUUCCUGCUCUGGACUUGCAUUUCAAUUAUCAUUCGUGUUUAUUGCUUAGGUGUUUAAGUAUGAGGUUUGUGUGGUGCACAUACGAGAUUAAAAGGCUGUUUUUGUAGCACUACGUAUACGAGGUUUUGUAGCGGCAUCGUGUUCUGCUAUAAUGACAGGUUCCGACUGAUUCGGAAUUCGGGUU
This is a messenger RNA of Suillus clintonianus, 2321 nucleotides long. RefSeq lists its product as uncharacterized. NCBI's taxonomy places the organism in Eukaryota, Fungi, Basidiomycota, Agaricomycetes, Boletales, Suillaceae. The record is from RefSeq and is a predicted model, not a curated record. The transcript is spliced from 10 exons. Gene Ontology annotation, molecular function: methyltransferase activity. Bases 392 to 2125 code for a protein of 577 amino acids.